AUGCUACCGCAGCAGAGGCGAGAGGAGCAGAAGGACACGGAGGCCAGUGUGGCCCUCACACCCCCGACUUCCCUUCUCUCCACCGUCAGAGUGGACGCCACCUCCAGCAUCGUCUUCCUGCCUCUCAUAGCUGCCACGAGCCGGCCUCCUGGAGGACAGGCUGGGCCCAGGGCUGGAUCACCGAGCAGACAGCCAGAAUCAGCGUCCCUGAGAGCUCAGCGGCCGGUGUUCCCGCAAGGCAGCCUGGCCCCUGCAAUCGGCGAGGGCACCUGGCCUCGAGGUCAUGGCUCCUACCUCCCCGCUCCACUCCCCAGUGGUCAGCCAGCACGUCCGAAAGGAAGGAACAGUCUAGAAGGAAUCACAGCCCUGAGACGAGGGAGCGGCAACGAGCCCAACACACGGGGCAGAGUUAGCACCUCCCAACGUGAAAACCCAGCUGCUCUGAAGGAAAGAGCCCCGGGAGCGUCAGGGACGGAGCGGGAGCCCUGGGUGACCGGUGACCGUGCCCGGACAGAUGUGCGCCUCGGCCGGCCGGCGGGCACCCCAUCCCCACCUCGCCUCUGCGCUUGCCUCGCGGCCUGGACGUCCCUCCCCCUCACCUCCUCACUGGCCCAGCCCGCCUCCGCGGCCACCGGCGGCCACCGGGCCCAUGGGAAGGGCCCCCCACCCUCUGCGCUCUCAGCGGGGGCCCUGCAGGCACCCGGUGCCGCGUUUAACUCUGAUCUGAGCCCCUGGGGGGCAGCAGGUCACCGAGCCAGAAGGGCAGGCAAGGUGUCGGCCACACCGUAG
Rangifer tarandus platyrhynchus (Svalbard reindeer) is the source of this 789-nucleotide messenger RNA. The record is from the annotation of a GenBank genome assembly. NCBI's taxonomy places the organism in Eukaryota, Metazoa, Chordata, Mammalia, Artiodactyla, Cervidae.